CUGUUCCGGGAUGGGCGUGUCCCUCGGCGCACCUGGCUGACGUCACGGGCGCACACCUGCGAUGGCGGCGGGGCGGCUCCUCCCGCUGCUCCUGCUGCUCCUGGGGGUCCCGGGGGGCUCCGGGCAGGACCCCCCGAGCGGCCCCGCCGCCCUCGCCGAUCGGUGCCGGUUACCGGCGCUCACCGGCCGCUGCCGCGCCUCCAUCCCGCGCUGGUUUUUCAACGCCUCCGCCGGGAGCUGCGAGAGUUUCGUGUUCGGCGGCUGCGGCGGCAACCGGAACAACUUCGGGAGCGAACGGGAGUGCCGGGAGAGCUGCGGGGGAGCCGCUGCCUCCAGCCCUGCCCCCACCAAUUCCACCCCAGAACACUGCUCAGCCCCUCCAGUCCCCGGCCUGUGCCGUGCCGCGUUCCCCUGCUGGUGUUUAUAUUUAAUUUAA
Messenger RNA from Catharus ustulatus (Swainson's thrush), 436 nucleotides. RefSeq names its product kunitz-type serine protease inhibitor 4-like. Bases 62 to 436 code for a protein of 124 amino acids. The record is from RefSeq and is a predicted model, not a curated record. Gene Ontology annotation, molecular function: serine-type endopeptidase inhibitor activity. The transcript has 4 exons. NCBI's taxonomy places the organism in Eukaryota, Metazoa, Chordata, Aves, Passeriformes, Turdidae.